ACACUCUCUCUCUCUCUCUUCCAUUUGUAGUAAUCCACAAACCUUGGCAUUCCAUUUUGGGGUUGGGUUUAUUGGAUGAAGUGAUUCAGCUUCAACACCAAAAACAAAAAGGAUUUGUUAAUAUUUGAGUAAUGGCGAAUGAGAGUGAAAUUAAUUUGGGGCUUGCUCUUGGUAGUAGUAACCAACAACAGGUGGAGUCAUCAGGUGCAGGUGCAGGUGCAGGUGCAGGUUCAAAUGCAAAUUCAAGGUUAAGAAUAGAUAACAAGACAUUUGUGCGACCCUGUCCGUUACCUGAGUUGGUUUGGUCUACACAAAAUGGUUUAAGCAUCAAGUGUGCUGACUGCAGCACCUGUUUUGCUGACAACAACCCCUGCUGUCUUUAUAAGGAUGUUCCAUCAUCUCAACAUGAAAAAUAUGAAAAUGUUGAUGAAAUGAAGUGUGUGCAGUUCAUCGAAAUGGAGAGCAAGGGCAAGGAAACAGAGUCUUUGACCAACUUAAAGAGCAUAUUGGUUGGCAAUGUGGCUGGAACCAGUGAAGUAGGUCCACACAACCAAAGAACUGCUGAUCUUCUGCCACUAUUAGAAAGCAAGACUGAAAAUAUUGGUGAUGGUACUGACAGAUUGGGCCUGAAUAUUAGAUUGCCUUUGGAAAUAAAAGAACCAACAGUACAUGUCAAAAGGGAUGAAGAUGAUUCGAAUGGAAGUGGUAGCUCUCCUGAAAAGAUGGAAGAAACUGCUGAAAAUGAUGUUCAGGAUCUAAUCGCUAAAGAUGCUAUCUUGGAGAAUGUAGAGAGAGAUUUGGUUCCAGGUGAAGCUCCCUCGAGUGACAGCAGGAUGAGAGUCCAAAAUAGAGAGGAAUCAUGUAAAGAAGGUAAUAAAAGCCAUGGAAGCAUGGAGAGUUGCAACAGUGCUAAUUCAUUGUCAAAAGGGAAUAAGAGAUGGAGGUUUUCACAGCAGUUGAUUAUUGGAAGUAAAAGAAUCAAGAAACAAAGUCAAGGAUGUCCAUUCUCAACACCUGUGAUAAAACAAGAUAGUUCUUUCAUGAAUUGGAUUUCAAACAUGGUCAAGGGUAUAAAGCCAUGUCAAGAAGAGGGUCAUGGUCAUUCUCUUGCUCUUAGCUUAGGCCAUCCGAUUGAUGAUGACCAGAAGAUGGACACUUGUGACAAAACCUUGAAUUUUGUUACCAAAAAAUUGGGAUUUCAAACUGUUUUUCAGUCUCUCUAUUCACAAGAUGCAAAACGACUUGAAACAACAACACAGAUAGAGAAUAAGUUCAUUGGUGACUCUAAAGAAGUCAUCUUGUUCGACAAAACGGUAUCCAACCAUGUCCCAGAUGAUACUUUGAACCAAAAAGCGUUUGGGAACUUGUGGAUCGCUCGUUUUUCUCCAAAAACACCCUCCACUUUGUUAAGUUCAAAUAACUCAGACCUCAGAAGUUUUGUGGCCAGAGAUUCAUCCACUGAUGAGGCUUCUGCUUCUGUUAGCUUGAAGCAGUUGGAGGAACCUGUAGCAUUAACUUUAAAGACUUCAAUAGAUGUUCUCAAGCACACUAGACCAAUGGUUCACUCAAAGACAAGUUGUUUCUUUUGUGGCAAAAGAGGCCAUGAGUUACGUGAUUGUAUACAGAUAAAUGAGAAAGAAGUGGAGGGUUUUAUGAAGAACAUUAGAUUAUAUGAAGGACUGGCUAAAGAAGCUCCAUGUUUAUGUAUCAAAUGCUUUCAGCUCAACCAUUGGGCGUCUGCUUGUCCAUCGAAGAGGGGUUAUAAGACCAAGGAAAGCUGGUCUGAUUUGAACUUGAAGCUGAAAGAGAAGGGAAAUGUCUUGUUCAAGAAGAAGGUAUCAAAUUUCAAUGAAAUUUCAAAGCAUCCUGCUUCAAGCUCUGGGAAGAUACUCGGAAUACCAAAAAAAAUGUUUGACACCAUAAGGAGGCUUAGGCUGUCUCGUACAGAUAUCCUCAAAUGGAUGAAUUCCCGUUUGCCAAUCUCAAGCUUAGACGGAUAUUUCCUACGGUUGAAGCUUGCAAAAUGUGAAGAGGGAGUAGGGGGAGCAGGGUACUAUGUUGGUUGCAUAACUGAUGAUAAUCCAUCAAAAGGGUCCAAGAAGCCUAUUUGUGUCAACAUUGGAGGUGUGGAAUGCUUGGUUGAAAGCCGAUAUAUCUCCAACUGCGAUUUUCUUGAGGAUGAACUAAUAGGUUGGUGGCGGACGAUGUUGACAAGUAGACGUCGGCUUCCGAUAGAAGAGGAGUUGGCCUCCAAGUUGGAGGACAGAAAAAGGUUGGGGUUUUAGUUGACAAAACAAUGUAGAAAGGUUUGAAGCAAUAAUCUUUUCAUGUAAGCUAUUUUUUACUUUUCUCUGCAACAUUCGUGAUCGUGAUCGUGAUCGUGAUCGUAUGCAUAUGUAGGAUUACUUAAUUAAGUAGGUGUGUGUGAGGUUUACAGUUGAUUUAAUCAAGUAACAGAAACCACAAAAGUCAGUUUUUGCUCCUUGUUUA
This is a messenger RNA of Cynara cardunculus var. scolymus (artichoke), 2490 nucleotides long. RefSeq lists its product as uncharacterized. The coding region runs from base 132 to 2285 and encodes 717 amino acids. The record is from RefSeq and is a predicted model, not a curated record. The transcript has 7 exons. Gene Ontology annotation, molecular function: zinc ion binding; DNA binding. NCBI's taxonomy places the organism in Eukaryota, Viridiplantae, Streptophyta, Magnoliopsida, Asterales, Asteraceae.